This is a messenger RNA of Hymenoscyphus albidus, 1595 nucleotides long. NCBI's taxonomy places the organism in Eukaryota, Fungi, Ascomycota, Leotiomycetes, Helotiales, Helotiaceae. The record is from the annotation of a GenBank genome assembly.
CCAGAGCCGUGUGUUACCUCCCAAAAUCUAGCAACACUCCCAAUCCAUCCCUGCCUCGCGGUUAACCCGUGAUCCGGGCUUCUCGUGCUGCGAGACAUCUUUCGUAGGAUUCGGUUCACCAGCCUCGCAUGCCUAAAGCAUGGAAAUACACUGAGGAGAGACACUGUGGAAUCGCAUCAAGGUACUGAGGGAAGAGGAAGAGGUAGAGAAAGCGGAGGCAAGAGAGCCAGAGAAUCGGUCGAGUAUAUGCACUGCACUGCACUACAAUACACUAACACUUUGGUGGAGAUGAAUAUCCGUUACUGUACUGUUCCUGACGUCGGUGGUACAUAUUUUGGAGACACGCGACACCGACACCUGUUCUAUUGCAGCACAGCCCGACUCGGCUCGGGAGUUUAUGCAGAUCAUCCGGGGAUAUUACACGGGAUGUACUUCGAAGUAAAUGCGCAUGUUUUGGUGGAACUUACUGCAGCUUCCAAGCUCUGUUAGCGCUUCUGAAGUCCUUCACUUCAGCCUUGCCAAAUUCUGGGCUUGGGCACUCUCCUCAGGGACCCUCGGGACUACGACCUCCCCUCAGCAGCCGAGGUCUCACCUAAACAAACAAUUGGAAUUCACCACCUCGAGGUCAAAUCGAAGGCUGCUCUACACAUACAUACAAUGCAGCAGUAAACGUACCAUUCGAAUCUCAUCAAUAAUCUCUAUAUUUCCAAUCGAACCACCCCACCUUGCACAAACCUCGACCGGGACAGAACUUCAAAAAAUGGAGGAACAACCAGAAGCUCGUCUCGCAGCCUCAUUCCCAGCACCCCCUCCAUUCUGGCAAUCCUUCACCGAAGAAAACACCACCCUCAUAUCCUCCCUCCGCGCCUCCCAAUCAGUCGAACCAUCAAAAGAAUUCGAUCCCUCAACCACCCUACCCCCGCGAAUUCUCGACCUGCCUGCCGAGUUGCGAUACUUGCAACCACCAGAACCGCCUGCGGAGGGGGUAUACAGAUGUUUUGGCGAUGCAUAUGAUGUAAGAAGCCUAGUACAGAGGGUAGAGGAGAUGCUAAUAUGAGGGUGAUAGUUGAAUAAUCCCCUCCCCUCACUAGAGGAACAAGAUAUCCAACAACUCUACAUCCCACCCUCCUCCCCCAACGCAGGGAAACACUCCGAUCGCGCCCUAAUCCUCAAGCGCAUCGCAAAGUCCCUGCUACUGAAUUUCAUCGAGCUGGUGGGAAUCAUGAGCAUCAAUCCUGAACACGUUCGUCUCCACCAUACAAUUCACAUCCCCCUCCAUCCCUAUCCCAACUAAUGUUUUGAUACAGUACGCCGAGAAAAUCCAAGAUCUCCGCACCCUAUUCAUCAACUUCCACCACCUCCUCAAUGAAUACCGUCCCCAUCAGGCGCGCGAAAGUCUGAUAUUGAUGAUGCAGGAUCAACUUGAGAAGAGCCGCGCGGAAACGAAGGGGAUUAUGGAGAUGAAGGAGAAGGUUGAGGGGAUUUUGGAGGGGCUUACGAAGACGGGGUUGGGAGAUGAGGGAAAGGGGAUGGGUGGUGGGAUGGUGGAGGGGGGGGUGGAUGUUUGGGAGGAGUUGGAGAGGGAGUUUUGUUAG